AUGGUUACAGCCUAUUUGCUCCUUACGUGCAGAUUAUCAGCGGGAACUACUGGUGAUAAGAGUGACAAAAACUCUGAACUUCAAGUCGGAGAUCUUCUGAUUCAAGUGGCAAUCAUCUCUGCCAAGCUGCUACUGGUGCCCUUUGGUGUUCCAUUCAACCACUCCUAUCACAACGAUAUCUAUGUCCACGAAUAUAUCAACUCAUACGGGUUAGACAAACCGCCUGCAAUUUUUGGCCUUAAAAACGGCUAUACUCUACUAAGCGAUAAGGACGAUGAUGGAAAGUGGAUUGUGCAAUGCGCAAAAUGUUGUAUGCAUUUGACCAAUGUCGAUCCCCUCACAUUGGAUGCUCAAUUUGGGCUUACUGCAGAGAGCUCCGUCUCCAAAACCAAAACGAAGCACCUGAAACGCAAGGGCAAGGAGAUUAAGAGUAUCCCGCUGAGCCCACUUACGAUUCCUGGUAUUAUUACUCUUGGCCCUCAGGUGUCCGUUGGUGUAGCACUCAGUGUGGAGGCUGCAGGGAAGAUUGAGCUGCUUGUGGGAGGAACAAUCUCCCUUUCAAAAGGAUACGCUGGAGCCAGCAUCACACAGGGCAAGAAUGGUGUUGAAGGACUCAAACCAUCGUUUGAGCCUAUAUUUCGCGCGGCAGGCGAGUUCACACUAACUGGUGAUCUUGGAGUCCCCAUGGCCCUCGAAGUUGGGCUCGAUGUUCUUGAAGGGAAGUUCAAGAAGACAGUUGGACUUGUGAACACCUCGUCAGUUUACGUCAAGGCCGCCGCUUUGUUUGAUACGAAGGGCAAAAGCAGAACCAAAUCACGUCCAAAUGGUGUUUCGUUGAGCGUUGGCACGAGGAACCGCGUCCAUGUUGCUGGCUUUGACAUUUGGGAAGAGCAGCUUCUUUCAAUCCCGCUUAUUGAAAAGUCUCUCGGCUGUGUCACGUAA
Penicillium odoratum is the source of this 942-nucleotide messenger RNA. RefSeq lists its product as uncharacterized. The coding region runs from base 1 to 942 and encodes 313 amino acids. The transcript has 2 exons. The record is from RefSeq and is a predicted model, not a curated record. NCBI's taxonomy places the organism in Eukaryota, Fungi, Ascomycota, Eurotiomycetes, Eurotiales, Aspergillaceae.